Molecule: messenger RNA, 1266 nt
Organism: Portunus trituberculatus (swimming crab)
Lineage: Eukaryota; Metazoa; Arthropoda; Malacostraca; Decapoda; Portunidae
Product: CCAAT/enhancer-binding protein beta-like
Exons: 5
Coding region: 161-1102 (313 amino acids)
Biological process (GO): regulation of transcription by RNA polymerase II
Cellular component (GO): nucleus
Molecular function (GO): RNA polymerase II cis-regulatory region sequence-specific DNA binding; DNA-binding transcription factor activity, RNA polymerase II-specific
Source: RefSeq, a predicted model, not a curated record
CAGGUGUGGGGUGGGGAGAGAGGGAAGGAGGGGAUAGUGAGGUGGUCGGAUCAACUCUACUCAACCAGUUGGUGGUGGACAGUCGCUCGUGCGGCUGUGGAGUGCGAUACGCCUGCGUUAGAUCGAGUAUUUUCUUAUUCGAGGACAGGACAGUCAAGAAAUGGCAGGCCAGGGGAGGACAACUGAUCAUCAGAGUUUCUUAAACAAUUUAUUGAUGAUGCGAGAACAAGAAAUUAGAUUACUGUCUAAAAAACUGCAUCACCAGGCCGCCCUUGACUCUGACGGAGGUUCAGGUAUCAGCGAGGGGAGCAUCGGCAGUCCUGAGCCUCAUAACUUGUCCAUGUCGCCCCUUCGUGCCUUGUCCCCGCCCCCCACAACACAAAGGAGUUACAGUCGUUACAGCGAUGAUCACCACAACAUUCCUUCUAACUCAACACUACCACGAGAACCAACCUACGACCAGCGCCCCGGAGAACACCAGCCUUUGAACACCUUUCAUCCACUUUACGACACUCUGGUGGAACAGUAUGACCAGAACCACAUCUACAACAGAGGAGCUGACGAUAGCAGAGACCGUGGCGGGUACUGGGAUAGAAGCCGCCACCAGGAUACUCAUCAGGAGCCUGGGGAAGCCACCCGCCAGGAGGAGGACAGAGACAUUGCAGCCAGGAUGACAGAGAGCUUUCGUGAACAGCAGCAAAAACAGCAACAAGUUCUAGCAACACAAGCUCUUUUGGGCUCCCUCACCACUCAAACCAACCAUCAUCCACUCCUGCCCUACUCUUCCCUCCACUCUGACAAUGUGAUGGGCGGCUCUAGCCUUCUGGUGCGGGCGUUAGCGUCUUCGGCGCCACGACGCCCACGAGGCGAGAAAAAACCUAUUCCAGAAACAUUGAAAGACGAAAAGUAUUACGAGCGGAGAAGAAGAAACAACCUGGCAGCCAAAAAGUCUCGGGACGCCAGGAAGCAGCGCGAGGAUCAGAUUGCCAUUCGUGCCUCUUUUCUGGAGAAGGAAAAUUCAGUGCUGAGAGCGCAAGUAGCUACACUAAGAGACGAAGCAUCUUCUCUUCGGCAUCUCUUACUGCAGAAAAAGAAAAAGUAGCUCUCGCCCAUAAAGGAGGGAUGAAAGCAGUAUGUCAGGCCUUACUCUUAGUUUGAAGACAUAAUAAGAGUGGGAAUUAAUUCAGUUAAUAGUAUGAGAAUUAAUUAAUGAAUGGCAUUUAUAGGCUACGUGUGUGUGUGUGUGUGUGUGGGGUGAUGUAUUGU